Messenger RNA from Suillus paluster, 2271 nucleotides. RefSeq lists its product as uncharacterized. Bases 1 to 2271 code for a protein of 756 amino acids. The transcript has 8 exons. Lineage: Eukaryota; Fungi; Basidiomycota; Agaricomycetes; Boletales; Suillaceae. The record is from RefSeq and is a predicted model, not a curated record.
AUGUCUGGGCAGGCUAAGGCCAUCUGGGACCAUGAGGAUGCACCUUGCAUUCUGGGCAUAGUCUUGUCCUGCUCCAAGGAGUUACUUCGCAUUCGGCAGGUGUCCCCCCAGGAUUCGCCUGACUGGCACAGCAUUGGCCAUAACGAUAAGUGCCUCCAGAGGCACAGCUGGCGCCACAAGGUCUCCGCAUGGGAGGCUUUAGGCGACCGGACAUUUGAUCUUCCGGUUGAUGCCCCCAAAUCCCCUGACACUGUUGCGGUCGACCUUCCCUCCCCACCUGCCGUCACCGGCAGCAUUGCCAGCCCAUUGUCCAGCACUAUCGACAAGUCCUGGGAGAACCGUAAGGAUAAGGGUAAGGCUAAGGCGUUAGAUGCUGACCCAGAACCUGAGGCGGAUGGGAGUAGGAAGAGGAAAUUGCCCCUGAUUUUGGGACCCUCCUCCCAACCACUGAAAUCUGUGAUGAAGAGUCACAAGAGGGCAAAGUCAACUCAUGUUGUGAAGUCAGCUGAGUUUGUGGAGUCUGAGGACGAACAUGAGGACAAGCCAGCUGCGCAAGGAGGGCCGGUCAUCUUAGUUCAUCAUCUCACCUCAGUCUCACCCUGGAUCCCCAAGAAGAGUCCUUUUGGCCCUGCAAAGGUAAUUGCCGGAAGGCGUGCGGACAUCGCCAGGCAGACAGACUCAAUGUCCAACACCCCCGUGGUCACCCCGGUGGUGGCACCAACUGUCAUUGAUGGCCCUGCUGGAAGCCCUCCGGAGGUCGUUGAGCACUUGGACUCGACAUCCAAUACCCCCGCGGUCACCCUGGACAUGGCGCCAACUGUCAUUGAUACAGAUGACAUUCUCAUUCCCGGUCCGAACAACCCAUGCUGGGCUUGCAACAAUGCGGAGUUGCCCUGCACGACCCGGUUCGACAAGAGGACUGGGAAAGGCCUUCUCUCCUGUGUUUUCUGCAACACAAAGAAGUCAUGGGGUAAGUCGACCACCCGGAAGGCCAGGUCCUGGACACCUUCCAAAGCUCCAUCCACCUCCCAACCAAAGGCCUGGACCCACAGCCAAUCUCGUGGUGUAGCCGGAGCUACCAGUGCCAGUGCUGCUGGAACUGCCAGUGGGUCUGCUGUGACCACACCUAAGAUGCAUGGUUGCAGCAAGACAAUAACUGCUGUCAAGGCACCAGCCCCACCACCUACACCCUCACCUGCACCAGCUUCAAUUGCGUCUUCGAGUGGCCACAUGCCUCGUGCGGCUCUCGAUGUCCCCAUGCCAGACCUCCAUUCCAUGGCAAUCAGUAUUCACGAUAGUGCCAGACGCAUCAAGGCUCUCAAGGAUCUUGUUGCCAAGCAGGGCAGACAUAUCAAUACCCUCAGCAGGCUCCAUGAGAGCCUUCAAUGUGAAACCAUGGAACCCCAUCCCUCAUUUCCCCUUCCCACUACUCCAGCAAUUGCAAUGUAUUUGUUGCUUGAUCAAUCCAUCGCUGGAACAACGUCACCCUCCCAAUCCGCACUCCCUCCUCUCAUCAAUCUUUCGAUGGCAGUGAUGGAGCCCACACCCUCGAAAAUGGAGGAUCCCUCUGCCAUUGAGGGUCUUUCAUUUGAGCCAAGCCAAGUUCAACCAGCCCUGGACCCAUCACCUACUCCCCCAACUGCCGGAGCCAUUUUGGUGCCGGAUGAUCCAUGCAACCUUGUCCCGGAAUAUGAUUCUGCUGAUGAGAUGGAUGUUGAGGUGAAGGUUGAAGUUGAAGGUGGUGAUGAGGGUCAUCUGGGCGAGAAUGAAAUCAUUGAGUUCCGGGUAACUAAUACUGAUGUCCAGGUAACUAAUACCGACAUCCGGGUAACAUCCAUCGACAUCCGGGUAACUGAUAUUGAGUUCCGGGUAUUUCAUAAAUUGGACAAAUCACCAAGUACCAAGUUCCAAGUUCCGGGCAUUGAGUGCCAAGUACCGAGUUCCGAGUUCCAGGCAUCGAGUUCUGAGUUCCGGGCAUUGAGUGCCAAGUACCGAGUUCCAGGCACCAAGUUCUGGGCAUUGAGCACCGGAACUCGGAACUCAGAACUCAGUACUCGGUACUUGUUUCGUGUUUCGGUGCUCAAUGCCUGGAACUCGGUACCUGGAACUCAGUACUUGGCCCUCGAUGCCCGGAACUCGGAACUCAGUACUUGGCACUCAAUGCCUGGAACUCAGAACUCGAUGCCUGGAAUUCGGAACUCGAUGCCUGGAACUCGGAACUCGGUACUUGGUGAUUUGUCUGAUUUACAAAAUACCCGGAACUCGAUAUAA